AGGCAGUCUGUCCACUAGUGCUACCGAACAGGAUGUCAUCCGCGAUUUAGACAGAAGAUUAUCAGUUUGGAUUAAUACGGACUUUUGAGCGACUGAGGCGUUUCAUGGAGAACACUACACGCGUUAAGGACAUUUCAUGCUUGUCGCCGUGUGAUAUUUUCGUGUUGUUUUACAUGUUUCCAUAGUCCAGGGUGUACCGUAGAGCGCCUCUGGAAUCGUGCAAUUUCUCUCCACUUCCCACUCGGGAUAUGCAUGACCCGCUUCGCCUCCGGUUGGAAUAAUGCCCUGUGAUCGCCGCACUGGUCCGGAGUUUACAACAUCACCUUGACUGCAGUCUGAGGAAUAUGGAAUAAUAGAAGAAUGCAUAAAGUCUGGGAAAUAUUUACAAUUCUUCAUGCAAAUUUGAUCAUCUUCUCUGCAGCUCAGCCCGCAACAUCAAAGCUUCAUGAUGGUUGGUGGGCAUACAAAGACGCUGUUCAAGGGAGCUUUGUUCCAGUGCCAUCCUUCUGGGGCCUGGUCAACUCGGCAUGGAACCUGUGUGCCAUUGGGAAGAGACAGUCUCCGGUGAACAUUGAGACCAGCCACAUGAUGUUCGAUCCCUUUCUGACGCCUCUACGCCUUAAUGCAGGCGGCCGGAAAAUCAGCGGAACCAUGUACAACACUGGGCGACACGUGUCCUUCCGGCCCGAUAAGUCCCACCUGGUGAACAUCUCGGGCGGGCCGCUGAGCUACGGCUACCGGCUGGAGGAGAUGCGCCUGCACUUCGGCAGCGAGGACAACCAGGGCUCCGAGCACCUGCUCAACGGCCAGGCAUUCCCUGGAGAGGUGCAGCUCAUUCAUUACAACCACGAUUUGUAUUUUAACUACAGCGAGGCUGCCAAGAGUCCAAAUGGAAUAGCAGUUGUGUCCAUGUUCCUGAAGAUAGCCGAUGCUUCAAAUUCAUUCCUAAAUCGCAUGCUUGUCAGAGAGACCAUUACACGAAUAACCUAUAAGCACGACGCGUUCCUGCUCAUGGGCCUGAACCUGAAGGAGCUGUACCCCGAGACGUCGCGCUUCAUCACGUAUGAGGGCUCCCUAACCAUCCCCCCGUGCCUUGAGACCGCCACCUGGAUAAUCAUGAACAAGCCGGUGUACAUUACCCGGCUGCAGAUGCAGUCUCUGAGGCUGCUCAGUCAGAACCAGCCGUCUGACAUUUUCCUGAGCAUGAGUGAUAACAUGCGUCCAGUGCAGGCCCUCAACCAGCGCUGUAUCCGCACCAACAUCAACUUCACGCAGCGCGGCCGCGACUGCCCCAACAAUCGCCUCCAGAGGCCUCAAUACAGAGUGAAUGAAUGGCUUCUGAAAUAGCAGACAACACAAACAGCUGAGGACACACGCGUCGGCCCAGUGUUCCCCAGGGGACGGCGGUGGAGAGAGCUACCCGCGGACGAAGCCCUCAGACCGGACACAAAUCCAUCCUGCAGCUCACACCAGGAUCCACUCACUACAGAAUUCAAAGAGACUCAUUUUUCUAUUGUAUUUAAGUGUUUAUAUUAUGAUGAAAAUAUGUGUGUAAAAAAAAAUAAGAAGAAGAAGAAGAAAGAAAGGAAGAAAGAAAGAAGAAAAGAAAGAAGGAAUGAAAGAAAGAAGAAAACUUUUAAGAAAUGUUUUACAUGUUUUCAAAAAAUUACGUGGCUCAAUGGUUAUGUCAAAGUCAACCGAGAAUUUGUGUACGCCAUCAAAGCUCAAUGCCUGGUUAAACGAGGGGAAACAUGGGAUGCCACAAAGCCUGCAGUUUCAAGCCGUCUGAUUAUUUGGAAUUUCAUAAUAUUCCAGGAAACCAUUGUGGGUCUUUGCCUUCUACAGAGCACAAUCUCGUUUAACCUAGAUGUUUCUUUUUGGUAAGCUUCAAGUCAAAUGUCAAGUGUGUUGUACAUAUUUACAUUGUCACUGUUAAGUUUUUUGAGAUAUUCAAUAUAAUUACAGCUGAUUCUCCACAAAAGCUGUACAAGAA
This is a messenger RNA of Sardina pilchardus (European sardine), 1993 nucleotides long. RefSeq names its product carbonic anhydrase-related protein 10-like. Gene Ontology annotation, molecular function: zinc ion binding; carbonate dehydratase activity. Bases 361 to 1347 code for a protein of 328 amino acids. The transcript is spliced from 9 exons. The record is from RefSeq and is a predicted model, not a curated record. NCBI's taxonomy places the organism in Eukaryota, Metazoa, Chordata, Actinopteri, Clupeiformes, Clupeidae.